This is a messenger RNA of Sparassis crispa, 2808 nucleotides long. RefSeq lists its product as hypothetical. Gene Ontology annotation, biological process: mRNA 3'-end processing by stem-loop binding and cleavage. The transcript is spliced from 9 exons. NCBI's taxonomy places the organism in Eukaryota, Fungi, Basidiomycota, Agaricomycetes, Polyporales, Sparassidaceae. The record is from RefSeq and is a predicted model, not a curated record. The coding region runs from base 1 to 2808 and encodes 935 amino acids. Gene Ontology annotation, molecular function: RNA binding. Gene Ontology annotation, cellular component: mRNA cleavage and polyadenylation specificity factor complex.
AUGAUCACGUUUACCCCGCUGUCGGGCGCUGCUCACUCUUCUCGCACCGUUCCACUCGCUUAUAUUCUCCAGGUCGACGAUGUUCGCAUCCUCCUUGAUUGUGGUUCACCAGAUUGGUGUCCAGAAAAUGCAUCUACUGGGAAGCAGGAGGAGCAUUCAUGGGAGAAGUAUUGUGAGGCGUUGGAGGACGCUGCUCCGAACGUCGACUUGGUUCUUUUGUCACACGGCGAUCUUGCGCACUCUGGACUAUACGCCUAUGCAUAUUCUCACUGGAAUCUAACUGCACCCGCCUAUACGACUCUUCCCGUACAAGCUAUGGCCCGUAUUGCUGCCACAGAAGAUGCGGAGGGAAUCCGUGACGAACAAGACGUUGGUGGACAAGACAAAGAGCAGCACAGUGCUUCCCCCGGUACAGAUGAGCCCUCAUCAGAUGACGCUUCCGGCAGUACAUCUGCACCUCGACCGCGCUCUGGAAAGUACAUACCAACACUGCAGGAAGUACACGACGCAUUCGAUUCGGUCAACGUCUUGCGGUACUCUCAGCCUUACCAUCUUCAAGGAAAGUGCCAGGGCAUCACUGUCAUCCCUUUCAACGCUGGACACACGCUUGGGGGCACCAUUUGGAAGAUCCGCUCACCGACUGCAGGGACGAUCCUCUACGCAGUCGACAUGAACCACAUGCGCGAGCGUCAUCUCGACGGAACGGUACUUAUCCGCCAGGCGUCUGCAGGUGGCGGCGUCUUCGAGAGCCUUGCCCGCCCAGACUUGCUCAUCACUGACGCGGAGCGUGCGGGAGUCACCACUGCGCGGCGGAAGGACCGAGAUGCUGCAUUACUCGACUGCGUCACCGCUACGCUCACUUCACGUAACUCGCUGCUGCUCCCGUGCGACUCGAGCACGCGCGUGCUUGAGCUCCUCGUGCUACUUGACCAGCACUGGAACUACUCACGCCUGAAGUAUCCAAUCUGCCUGCUCUCGCGCACGGGGCGCGAGAUGCUCACGUUCGUGCGCAGCAUGAUGGAAUGGCUCGGCGGGACGGUCAGCAAGGAGGAUGUCGGCGAGGAAGGCACGGGCCCUGCGGGAAGGAAGGGGACGAAACGGAGAAGGGACGAAGAUGGAGACGAAGAUGCUUUGGGCGCAUUUGCGCUGCGGUUCAGGCACCUAGAGUUCUUCCCGAGCCCACAAGCGCUCCUCCAGACCUAUUCCUCGAAAGAUCCGAAGCUAAUUCUCGCAGUUCCCGCCUCACUAUCGCACGGCCCUUCUCGCGCGUUGUUUUCCGAGUUCGCUGAAACCCCAGAUAAUGUUGUCCUCCUCACCGGGCGCAGCGAGGAAGGCACGCUCGGGCGGAUGCUUUUCGAUCGGUGGAACGACGCUCAACGGGAUGACUCGAAGUGGGAUCGCGGCAAGAUCGGCAACAACGUCAUGAUGGACGGUUCGUUGCGGCUGCAGAUGCAUGCGAAGGUACCUUUGCAGGGCGCAGAGCUCGAGGCCCACCUACAAAGGGAGCGGGCGGCGAAGGAGAAGGAGGCCGCACAUGAGGCCGCUCUGGCACGCAACCAGCGGCUGCUCGAGGCGGACGACGACGAGGAUAGCGACUCGGAUUCUGACGCCGAUUCUGACGAGGAGAACGAGGUGGAGCGCUCGCUGGGCGAGGACCUCAUGGACACCAAAGAGGAUUCUGUGGGUGCGCAAAGUCGUUCCGCAGAGAACGGGCGUGUGAAGCGCAAGACCACCAAGGGCGGUGCGGCGGACGGGGCGGACUGGGGUAUGGGCAUGGAUGCGGACGAAGGGCAACAGAUGCGGACGCUCUCGUUUGAUAUAUACCUGAAGGGCAAUGUCUCACGCGCGACGUCAUUUUUCAAGAGCGCGGAGGGUCAGACACAGCGGUUCCGCAUGUUCCCGUAUGUGGAGAAGAAGCGGCGUGUGGACGAGUACGGCGAGAUGCUGGAUGUGGGCAUGUGGCUACGCAAGGGAAAGGUGCUGGAGGAGGACGCGGAGAGCGAGGAGGUCAAGGAGUUGCGGAGGAAGGCAGAAGAGGAAGCUAAGAAAGUCCCAGUGGAACCGCCUUCAAAAUUCGUGAGCAAGGAUAUUGAAGUCCAGUUGGCGUGUCGCCUGUUUUUCGUGGACCUGGCAGGCUUGAACGAUGGGCGUGCAGUGAAAACGAUCGUGCCUCAAGUCCAUCCUAGAAAAAUGAUCGUCGUGCAUGCCCCAUCAAGCGCUACAAACAUACUUCUGGAGAGCUGUUCGAAGAUCCGCGCCAUGACACGAGAUAUCUAUGCCCCUGCCCAGGGCGAGAGUAUCCAGAUCGGACAGCACACGAACAGCUUUUCAAUAUCUCUCAGCGACGAGCUUCUCACAUCAAUAAAAAUGUCACAAUUUGAAGACAACGAAGUCGGCUACGUAACAGGCCGCAUCGCAAGUCUUGCAAGCUCUACGAUCCCCGUUCUCGAACCGGUGUCUGCAGCACCCCUUUCCUCUGAAUCCGAGCCCAGAAAGUCGGUUCAGAGACGUAUGCUCGGCUCACGUUCGGUAGCAACCCUAGCACAGUCUACUAUGAUUGGUGAGCUGAAGCUGACCGCACUGAAGAAGCGUCUCGCCGACGUGGGUGUCCAAGCGGAGCUCGUCGGCGAAGGUGUAUUGAUAUGCGGUGCGGCGGCGAAGAGAGGAAGCGCCCCGGACUCGCUCGAGGAUUCGGUCGCCGUAAAGAAGACUGCGCGGGGACGGGUCGAGCUGGAGGGAUCUGUGUCUCAUGUGUACUACGUCGUUCGCAGAGAGAUCUAUAAUCUGCAUGCCCUUGUUGCGGCGUAA